UUUAGGAGUACAGAGAGCAUGAUGUCUUUAGGCUCUGCUCCUUCAGCUAAAACAGGUUGGAGGACUACUCGGACAUUUGAUCUUUCUUGAAUUGCAGUGGCUGGCAUUUUCUGAAUUGUAUUGCAAGGCAGAGGUCCUGGGUUUGAGCAAUCAGUAUCAGCUGAAUCAGGAGGAAGUGUUACUUGCUAAGCCUUUAAACCACCAGCAGUGUUAGGUCAGGACAGUCUGUCUCACCCUAACUCCAUCUCCCUACACACGCACAAACACAAUACACACAUCCCCUGGGCUUUGGGGGCUUUGUCAAGAGGCUCUGUUGUGAAAGUCACUGGAUGCCUCCUUGGAGAGAUGUAAGAGAGAGCACCUCUUUAAGAUCAGACUGAGAGACUGAGAACAAAGCGGGGAAACACAUCAAAGUCCAGGAUUUAAGAGGAUCAGCCACAGACAGACUUCCAGUACAGCACAGGUCCAGAAGAUAUUGUGGAAGUGAAACCAGGAAAGAUUGGCUCUGCUUGAUUCAGCACAGCUCAGUAGUAUGAAAAAGGCAGAGCAGGCAUCAGAUGGCACACAGACAGCAGAGCUGGGGACAGACUGGCAGAGACAGGGCGUCUCAGGCGGCCUGUUCAUCAGAAACACGGAUCAGGAAUACACAGCAUUUCGCCUGGCCAUCUUCCUGCACAAUACUAGCCCCAACGCAUCCGAGGCCCCCUUCAACCUGGUGCCUCAUGUGGACAACAUCGAGACGGCCAACAGCUUUGCUGUCACCAAUGCCUUCUGCUCGCAGUACUCGCGGGGCGUAUUCGCCAUCUUUGGCCUGUAUGACAAGCGCUCGGUGCACACACUGACGUCGUUCUGCGGGGCGCUGCACAUCUCCCUCAUCACGCCCAGCUUCCCCACCGAGGGAGAGAGCCAGUUCACGCUGCAGCUUCGGCCCUCCAUCCGCGGAGCGCUGCUCUCGCUACUAGAUCACUACGACUGGAACAAGUUUGUCUUCCUCUACGAUACGGACCGGGGUUAUGCCAUACUGCAAGCCAUCAUGGAGAAGGCGGGCCAGAACAGCUGGCAGGUGAGCGCCAUCUGUGUGGAGAAAUUCAACGACGCUGCCUACCGGCGCCUCCUGGAGGACCUGGACCGACGGCAGGAGAAGAAAUUUGUCAUCGACCUGGAGGCCGAGAGGCUCACCAACAUGCUGGAGCAGAUUGUCAGCGUCGGAAAACAUGUCAAAGGCUACCAUUACAUCAUGGCUAACUUGGGGUUUAAGGACAUCAACCUAGAGCGCUUCAUGCACGGAGGGGCCAACGUGUCGGGCUUUCAGCUGGUGGACUUCAGCAACCCCAUGGUCAUCAAGCUGAUGCAGCGCUGGAACAAGCUGGACCAGAGGGAGUACCCAGGCUCCGACAGCCCCCCGAAGUACACGUCGGCUCUGACGUACGACGGCGUGAUGGUGAUGGCAGAGGCCUUCAGGAACCUGCGUAGGCAGAAGGUUGACAUCUCUCGCCGGGGCAACGCUGGGGACUGUCUGGCUAACCCCGCCGCCCCCUGGAGUCAGGGCAUUGACAUGGAGCGCACCCUCAAACAGGUCUGGCUGCAGGGAUUAACAGGUAAUGUCCAGUUUGACCACUAUGGACGCAGGGUCAACUACACCAUGGACGUGUUUGAGCUGAAGAACAACGGACCCAGACGAAUGGGUUACUGGACGGAUUCAGACAAGCUGGUUCUGAUCCAGAAUGAAGCCCUCAAUCCCAACGAAAUCAUGGAGAACAGAACUGUCGUGGUCACCACUAUCAUGGAGGGUCCCUAUGUCAUGUUGAAGAAGAACUGGGAGCUGUACGAGGGCAACGACCAGUAUGAAGGCUACUGCGUGGACCUGGCCUCGGAGAUAGCCAAACACAUCGGCAUCAAGUAUAAGAUCGCUAUCGUUCCUGACGGAAAGUACGGCGCCCGGGACCCGGAGACCAAGAUUUGGAAUGGAAUGGUCGGGGAGCUGGUGUACGGGAAAGCGGAAAUCGCUGUGGCCCCAUUGACAAUCACGCUGGUCCGGGAGGAGGUGAUCGACUUUUCCAAGCCCUUUAUGUCACUGGGCAUCUCCAUCAUGAUCAAGAAGCCCCAGAAGUCCAAACCUGGGGUGUUCUCCUUCCUGGACCCGCUGGCCUACGAGAUCUGGAUGUGCAUUGUGUUUGCCUACAUCGGCGUGAGCGUGGUGCUCUUCCUGGUCAGCCGCUUCAGCCCGUACGAGUGGCACACCGAGGAGCCCGAGGAGGGCACCGACGGUCCGCCCAGCGACCAGCCCCCCAACGAGUUCGGCAUCUUCAACUCCCUCUGGUUCUCCCUGGGCGCCUUCAUGCAGCAGGGCUGUGACAUCUCCCCCAGGUCUCUAUCUGGGCGUAUCGUGGGUGGUGUGUGGUGGUUCUUCACCCUCAUCAUCAUCUCCUCCUACACGGCCAACCUGGCUGCUUUCCUCACAGUAGAGAGGAUGGUGUCGCCCAUAGAGAGUGCUGAAGACCUGGCUAAACAGACAGACAUAGCCUACGGCACCCUAGACUCCGGCUCCACUAAAGAGUUUUUCAGGAGGUCAAAGAUCGCAGUCUACGAGAAGAUGUGGGGCUACAUGAAGUCGGCCGAACCGACUGUGUUUACCAAGAACACCCAGGAGGGGGUUGUACGUGUGCGGAAGAGCAAAGGGAAGUACGCUUUCCUAUUGGAGUCAACCAUGAACGAGUACACGGAACAGCGGAAGCCCUGCGACACCAUGAAGGUCGGCGGCAACCUGGACUCCAAAGGAUACGGAGUGGCCACCCCCAAGGGUUCACUGUUAAGAAGCGCAGUUAACCUGGCAGUGUUAAAACUGAAUGAACAAGGCCUGUUGGACAAAUUGAAAAACAAGUGGUGGUACGACAAGGGAGAGUGUGGCAGCGGCGGAGGUGGCGAGAAGGACAAGUCGUCUCAGGCCCUGUCGUUGAGCAACGUGGCGGGGGUCUUCUAUAUCCUCGUGGGGGGCCUGGGCCUGGCCAUGCUGGUGGCCCUCAUUGAGUUCUGCUACAAGUCCCGGAACGAGGCCAAGCGAAUGAAGCUGACCUUCACAGAGGCCAUGAGGAACAAGGCACGCCUGUCGAUCACAGGCAGCGUGGGGGAAAACGGACGUGUCCUGACGCCUGACUGUCCCAAAGCGGUCCACUCGGGCCCCUCACUCCGCCAGAGCUCCGGCCUGGCCUUGGUCUCCUCCGAGCUCCCGUGAAAACCAAAAACCUUCAAAGUGCCUUAAAAAACUACCUACCCACAACCACCAUAUACCACAAAGACACAGGACAAGCACCACCCUAACUGGACACCACUAUUGUCUGGGAAGAGAAGGACGUUGUGGACAUUUUCUAAUGUAGCAGAGAUGGGGACUCUAGUGAAUUGGUGGUCAUUUUAGAAGGAUUUCUGUGGAAAAGUACACUCUGGAUUUUCACUAUGGUCACGCUGGGGCUUAUUGUAAUCAUGGUGGCGUUUCUCGGUGCAGAGGUGGAGAUUGCGUCUGACAUGUACCACUCAAGACCCUGUACCAACUUACCAUACCUCCUCGCACUGGUGAAGGAAGAGAAGGAGAAACGAGAGUCAAGUGAAAAUUAAAAGUAAAUGACCAGAAAACUGUAAACUUUAAACGUGUAACUGUGUAUCUCUGGGUUGCUGACUGUGAAUUGGCAAACUGAAUCACAAUCAAAAAGUGGACAAUAUUUCUUACCAGUUGAGAACAGUGUUUGAAAGACAACUGUCAGUCAACAAUUCACUACAUAUAAAUCCCUGACAUCAUGAGGCGGAGUGUCCCCCGGUGUCACCAUGGAGAUAACUAUAAUUAUUGAUGAACUACAGUAACUCUAUUGACAAUUAAUAUAUGAUAAAUAAACUGUGAAGAUUUAGUAAAUAUGUAUAUUCUGUGAAGACAAAAGCUAAAGAAAAAAUAUGUGCGGUACGUAGAGGAGACGGCAUAACAUGCUUGCUUUCUAAACAGAUGUAAAUAGCUGAUUCGGUUAGUGGACAGAGGACUGUUCUCUUUUUGUAAACAUCUUUAAAGAAAUCAUUCAUCGCAAUAAUGGAUAAAACGUUUGAGGAGAGACAUUGAGACAGUGUUUUAUUUCUUCGAUGUUCAGUACACAGAGUACUGUGUUCAGAAGACAGAGUGCUGAACAUUCAUGCUCAAUGUUCCAUGGGUGUAGUAUCAACUCUCCCCAUCCCGUUCCCCUACAUAUUAAUAUAUUCAGCGAUGAAUGUUAACUAGC
Oncorhynchus gorbuscha (pink salmon) is the source of this 4256-nucleotide messenger RNA. Its product is annotated as glutamate receptor 4. NCBI's taxonomy places the organism in Eukaryota, Metazoa, Chordata, Actinopteri, Salmoniformes, Salmonidae. The transcript is spliced from 18 exons. Gene Ontology annotation, biological process: monoatomic ion transport; synaptic transmission, glutamatergic; modulation of chemical synaptic transmission. Bases 533 to 3232 code for a protein of 899 amino acids. The record is from RefSeq and is a predicted model, not a curated record. Gene Ontology annotation, molecular function: AMPA glutamate receptor activity; transmitter-gated monoatomic ion channel activity involved in regulation of postsynaptic membrane potential. Gene Ontology annotation, cellular component: dendritic spine; postsynaptic membrane; AMPA glutamate receptor complex.